CUGGUAGCAUUAAAAACCCAUAUAAAAGGAUUAUCCCAUAGGACCCUUACCAUCUCUUCUAGGGUUUAUCUGCGCCUUUCAUCGAAUACCUUUCUUCCGCCGUCAUUUCCUCUCUUUUCUUCGAUCAAGUGCAGUAUGGAUUCACAGAUCAAGCAUGCCAUAGUUGUGAAGGUUAUUGGGCGAACCGGGUCCCGUGGCCAGGUCACGCAAGUCAGGGUCAAAUUCAUUGACGAUCAAAACCGUUUCAUUAUGAGGAAUGUGAAGGGGCCCGUGAGAGAAGGUGAUUAUCUUACAUUGAUGGAGUCCGAAAGAGAGGCCAGGAGGUUACGUUGAUUGCUUUUGCUCUCAACGCAUGUUAAAGUUUACUCUUGCUCGAGUUUUCUUGGUAAUGUAGUGGAAAAACUCAUUGGUUCUGGCCUUAUUAUUAGUCGAUGGUUUCUUGAGUUUGCUUUUGCUCUCAAUGCAUGUUAAAGUCUGCAGUUGCUCGAGUUUUCUUGGUAAUGUAAUGGAAAAACUCCCUGGUUUUGGCCUAAUUAUUACUUCGUCGAGUAUUUUUUGAGUGUAUUUUG
This is a messenger RNA of Striga asiatica, 569 nucleotides long. Lineage: Eukaryota; Viridiplantae; Streptophyta; Magnoliopsida; Lamiales; Orobanchaceae. The record is from the annotation of a GenBank genome assembly.